This is a messenger RNA of Drosophila ficusphila, 2983 nucleotides long. It is a transcript of the gene atl, whose product is annotated as atlastin. Gene Ontology annotation, molecular function: GTP binding; GTPase activity. Bases 325 to 1956 code for a protein of 543 amino acids. NCBI's taxonomy places the organism in Eukaryota, Metazoa, Arthropoda, Insecta, Diptera, Drosophilidae. The record is from RefSeq and is a predicted model, not a curated record. The transcript has 5 exons. Gene Ontology annotation, biological process: endoplasmic reticulum organization; protein homooligomerization.
AAACUGCGUAGCGCGACAAAAGUUGUCGACGUCAUCACGGCGCAGCUCAGCAAAUUAAUUUUAAUGUACCUUUUACGUUUCAAACAUUCAGUUGUUCAGAAUUAACGCAACCCAAAUUGGUAACCCUGUGAAGAGGUCAAUUUAUUUGGGCUUGAAAAAAUCCUCAAGUCCGUUAAAAAAGUGACUCAAAAAGACCGUUGACAGGCCGAAAUCCCAUAGACAAACAAACCGGAAAGAAGUCCUCCAUAGGAGUUCACACACUCGGAAACGCAGCGACACUAGGACAGCAGGAUCGAAGGCAAGGAUUGUAACCCAGAUUCCAGAAUGGGUGGCUCGUCAGUGCAGGUGAUCAGCGCCUCCGAGGAGCACACGUUUGUGCUCAAUGAGGAUGCCUUGAGCGAAGUCCUUAUGCGGGACGAGGUCAAGGAUCGGUUCGUCUGCGUGGUUUCGGUGGCGGGAGCCUUCCGAAAGGGCAAGAGCUUCCUGCUCGACUUCUUUCUGCGCUAUAUGUACUCAAAGUAUGUCCAUCAUGAUGUGACGGAUUGGCUGGGUGACGAAUCAGAGCCCCUGGAAGGUUUCUCCUGGCGUGGCGGCUCCGAGCGAGACACCACCGGCAUCCUCAUGUGGUCCGACAUAUUCCUGCACGACUAUCCCAACGGCGACAAGAUAGCCAUCAUCCUGCUCGACACACAGGGCGCUUUCGACAGCCAGAGCACAGUGCGCGACUGCGCCACCGUUUUUGCGCUGAGCACGAUGCUGUCCUCGGUGCAGAUCUACAACUUGUCACAAAACAUCCAGGAGGAUGACCUGCAGCACUUGCAGCUCUUCACCGAGUACGGCCGCCUGGCGCUGGCCGACACCGGCAAGAAGCCCUUCCAGCGCCUCCAGUUUCUCGUUCGCGACUGGAGCUUUCCCUACGAGGCGGAGUACGGAGCCCUGGGCGGCGAUAAGAUACUGAAAAGACGGUUGGAGGUAUCCGACAAACAGCACCCGGAACUGCAGUCCCUGCGUCGCCACAUCUCGUCAUGCUUCACAGAGGUGGCUUGCUUCCUCAUGCCCCAUCCGGGCCUCAAUGUGGCCACCAAUCCAAAGUUCGACGGCCGGCUGAAGGACAUUACGCCCGAGUUCAAGAACAGCCUGCGCACCCUGGUGCCCAUGCUGCUGGCUCCGGACAAUCUGGUCUACAAGGAGAUCAGUGGCCAGCGGGUGCGGGCCCGCGAUCUCAUUCAGUACUUCCAGUCGUACAUGAACAUCUACAAGGGUAACGAGCUUCCCGAGCCGAAGAGCAUGCUAGUGGCCACCGCCGAGGCGAACCACCUGACCGCCGUGGCCGCCGCCAAGGAGCUGUACCAGCAGCUCAUGGAGGAGGUGUGCGGUGGAACGCGGCCGUACUUAAGCACCGCCCACUUGGAGACGGAACACUUGAGGGUAAAGGACAAGGCGAUGUUUCAGUUCGCCGCCAAGCGCAAAAUGGGCGGCGAGGAGUUCACCGAGAAGUUCCGCCUGCAGCUGGACGAAGAUCUCGAGGAAGUCUUUGUCAACUACCGAGCGCACAACGAGAGCAAGAACAUCUUUAAGGCGGCCCGCACCCCGGCGGUGUACUUUGCCUGCGCCGUCAUCAUGUACAUCCUUAGCGGCAUCUUUGGCUUGGUGGGGCUCUACACGUUCGCCAACUUUUGCAAUUUGGUUAUGGGAGUCGCUCUGCUCACGCUGGCUUUGUGGGCCUACAUUAGAUAUAGUGGCGAACUGAGCGACUUUGGUGGCAAGUUGGAUGACUUUGCCACGCUCAUGUGGGAGCGAUUCAUGCGUCCCAUCUACCACGGCUGCAUGGAAAAAGGCAUCCAGCAUGUGGCCACCCAUGCGACGGAAAUGGCUGUCGGCGGCGCUGGAGGUGCGGCCGCCUACCGCUCCCAAAACUCGGUGAAUGCGUCCAAUGGCAAGGUGAAGCGCUCAUGAGAAUACGCCCAAGGAGCGCAGCACAAGACGCAGCAGCAGGUGCCGCCGCAGCCGCCGCGGGCAUCUACCAGCACCACCAACAACAAUAAUAACAACAACAAUAACAACAAUGUGGCAUAUAAAUCAAACAAGAGCAGCAACAUUAACGAGGCCGACGGUUUCAUCCACAACAUCUGGCGUAAAUUCGGCGGCGUUAACGAAGAAAAGGCCAAAGCCACCCUUAGUCCAGCGGCCCAAUCCACAACCCAGGCGCCAAAUAGUCGCAAAAAGCGCAAAUCGAAGCGCAAUUAAGUGUCCACGAACCAGUGGAGCACGGUUCGAGCCUCUCCAGGAUCCAUUUUCGAUAGGACGACCCCUCUAAUUUGUAUAAAUCUAAAACUUUCUAUAGUGUGUGAGAGAACCAGAAACACAAAACGUCUAGCUAUUAAUUGCCCUAAAAGGAAGUUGUUUUUAUAUUGCAUUAAUUGAAGUGUAGAUGGUCUAUAUUAUUAUAUAUACUUAAGAGUAAGUGCAUCAUUAGUAAGUGGCUCGUGUCUGUUGAGAAGUGAAAUUUUAAAUUGUUUUUUACUUACGAUAUGCGUCUGAAGCAGAUAUAUGAAAUUUAACGCUGUAAUAUAAAGAAAUCGCUAACGAAUUUAAUUUGUUUAAUUUUCCAUCUAAGGCGUAUAAACCCCCUUUCACCUUGCCUGUUCCAUCUUAUCUCAUCUUUGGUAUAGAAUUCCAUAAGCAAUCUAUGUAUAAACAGAGUGCACAUUGUUGUUGGCUGGUUUGCUAAGCGCCUCAUUUUGCCACAUUUUGUUAUUUAAAAUUAAUUUCCAAAAAAUAAACGAAAACGAAAAAAAAAACGAAGUCAUUGCCAACCAUUACAGUUGAACACAAAUCGCAAUGCUGGUAUAGGUCAUUAGUUUAUCUUGUGCAGUAAAAGUAUAGAAGUCUUGGUUUUGUUUCGAUUAAACAAUAAAUGUAUUUAAUGAUAACAGCUCACUAGCAGUUAUGGCCAUCGAGAAAUAAAAGGAAUGAAAAUGCA